CCAUGCAGCCUGCUUCUGCAAAAUGGUACGAUCGAAGGGACUAUGUCUUCAUUGAAUUUUGUGUUGAAGACAGUAAAGAAGUUAAUGUAAACUUUGAAAAAUCCAAACUUACUUUCAGUUGUCUUGGAGGAAGUGACAAUUUUAAACAUUUAAAUGAAAUCGAUCUUUUUCACUGUAUUGAUCCAAACGAUUCCAAGCAUAAAAGAACAGACAGAUCAAUUUUAUGUUGCUCACGAAAAGGAGAAUCGGGCCAGUCAUGGCCUAGGUUAACAAAAGAAAGGGCAAAGCUUAAUUGGCUCAGUGUGGGUUUCAAUAAUUGGAAAGAUUGGGAAGAUGAUUCAGAUGAAGACAUGUCUAAUUUUGAUCGUUUCUCUGAGAUGAUGAACAACAUGGGUGGUGAUGAGGAUGAAGAUUUACCAGAAGUGGAUGGAGCAGAUGAUGAUUUACAAGACAGUGAUGAUGAAAAAAUGCCGGAUCUGGAAUAAGGAGUAUUAUCAUCACCUGGAUUUUGAGAAAGAAUAUUUCUCUCCAAGAUUUCAUAAUUGAAAAUCCCUGAGUUGAUAGCUCUAAAGGCAGAUGCUGUAUUUGCCUCUUUAACGCAUUUUUCAACCUGCUUUUUUUUUUUUAAAGGCUUCACUAAGGGUUGAAAAUGUACCAUUGUAUGGGGCAACUUUAAUUCAGCUAAGGCAAUAUAUCCUUGUGCAUGAACAUUUCCCAGAUUUCAUGA
Molecule: messenger RNA, 727 nt
Organism: Perognathus longimembris pacificus (Pacific pocket mouse)
Lineage: Eukaryota; Metazoa; Chordata; Mammalia; Rodentia; Heteromyidae
Product: prostaglandin E synthase 3-like
Exons: 1
Coding region: 3-485 (160 amino acids)
Biological process (GO): telomerase holoenzyme complex assembly; telomere maintenance via telomerase; protein folding
Cellular component (GO): nucleus; cytosol
Molecular function (GO): prostaglandin-E synthase activity; protein-folding chaperone binding; Hsp90 protein binding
Source: RefSeq, a predicted model, not a curated record